AUGGAAGAUCCUCUUGAAUCCCUUAAACUCAGCCAUGUUCUUGCAGCCAAUGGUUACUGCCCUAAUAUGGCAUGGUGGAAUGAAGAUAAGGUCGAUCAAAACGUUAGUAACAAUGGUGAUUUUUCAAUGCAAUCGGAUGAUGAUGAGUUCUCAUCGUCGGAACUGUCUCCGGCGAAACCGCAUCGGAGCCAUCAGUCGGAAGGCAGUGAGACGCAUGUUAGUAAUUCCCCCCAAUUCCCAAGAAGUCGCCUCGUCUCUCCUCAGAAGAUGACCGUUGUUGGGAAAAGGAAUCGUCGAAUCCGGACGCCUCCCUCUUCCCCCCAAAUCGACCACCCAAGAAAUACCCCUUCUCCAUGCGCAGAAGUUUCCCAAGUUGUGAUUCCAGCUCCUCAACCGAUUUCAUCAACCUUUCAUAACCAUUCAGAUGCCUCAAACUCCACUUCCAUAGAAUUAGCCAAGACAAUCGAUGUCGGGGAAAAAGAAACGAAGUCUUUGGAGAUUAAAGGGGGUUUAGAUAAGCAUAUUUCGGGCUCUACAAAUUUUCAAUGUGAUGUUGUCGACCCUCUGGGUUUUUCAGGUGGAAUUGCCUCCCUUUGGGAUCCAACUAUUUUCAGCGCUUCUGACUCGAUUAAAGCCUCUGGUUUUCUUGUUUUUAGAGGAUUGUGGCUCAGGUUAAGGAAGAAAUGCUGCUUUGUCAAUGUAUAUGCGCCACAGGACCCUUCUGGAAAAAGCUUGUUUGUUGGAAAUCAAGAUAGGCGGUCGUCGUUUCACCUAUAUGAACUUGAAGGGGGGAAUGGAUGGGCAUUUAGUGAUAAUAUGGGGAUGUGUUCUGGUAUCUCCCCCCUUUCUCUGGUCGCUGGCAAGCUAAAAAAUCUAAAGGAGCAUAUUAAGAAAUGGAGAAAAGAAAUCAUUGAAGCAAACAAAAAGGAAAUGGCGGAUCUCACAAAUAACAUUAACUCCAUUAAUCUGCUUGCCUCCGUGGAUGAGGAUUUGUUAAAGAACUGCUACCAUACAUAA
This is a messenger RNA of Lactuca virosa, 1017 nucleotides long. Lineage: Eukaryota; Viridiplantae; Streptophyta; Magnoliopsida; Asterales; Asteraceae. The record is from the annotation of a GenBank genome assembly.